Acaulospora colombiana is the source of this 393-nucleotide messenger RNA. Lineage: Eukaryota; Fungi; Glomeromycota; Glomeromycetes; Diversisporales; Acaulosporaceae. The record is from the annotation of a GenBank genome assembly.
AUGUUCUCGACUACUCUUGAACACAACGAGAUAGCUUAUGGCCAAAACAUUCGAGGGUUCGAUGCAUUUGUUCCAGAUGCCUUUGGCUCGAAUCCAGCACAAAUGGAACGGUUUUACAAUGAGAUAUAUGUACAUCCGCCGAAUCCAAGAAUUCCUGUCUCACCGGCUACACUUGCAGGCGCCGCUGCCUAUAAGGCUGUAAGAUUACAUGAUUCGCAUCCAAAUUUUCCUCAGAAGAGUCAUACAUAUGAAAUUAGCAAAAUACGUGAAAUCGCAGCAUACGAAGCUUUACAUUUACUUCAAAUGUUUCCUCUUCCAAAUGUCGAUCCACAAAUUGUGGUGGUGUCGGCUGAAGCAGCUGCUCACAGAUUAUAUGACCACGAGCAUUUCUAA